This is a messenger RNA of Euleptes europaea (tarantolino), 878 nucleotides long. RefSeq names its product glutathione S-transferase zeta 1 (gene GSTZ1). Lineage: Eukaryota; Metazoa; Chordata; Lepidosauria; Squamata; Sphaerodactylidae. Bases 57 to 710 code for a protein of 217 amino acids. Gene Ontology annotation, biological process: L-phenylalanine catabolic process; glutathione metabolic process. The transcript is spliced from 9 exons. Gene Ontology annotation, cellular component: cytoplasm; mitochondrion. Gene Ontology annotation, molecular function: glutathione transferase activity; maleylacetoacetate isomerase activity. The record is from RefSeq and is a predicted model, not a curated record.
CACAAAAAUGCUGUUUGGCUAGAAAGGGAGAGACUUGACGACGGGAAGAGCGCAAGAUGUGUGCCGCCUUAGCAAAGCCUAUUCUUUAUAGUUAUUUCCGAAGUUCCUGCUCCUGGAGAGUGCGAAUUGCGCUGGCUUUGAAGGGAAUUGCCUAUGAUCAAGCACCAGUGAAUCUUGUGAAGGAUGGAGGGCAGCAGCUGUCAUCUGAAUACAGGUCUGUCAACCCAAUGCAACAAGUCCCAGCACUCAAAAUCGAUGGUGUCACCCUCUCUCAGUCACUGGCCAUAAUAGAGUAUCUGGAAGAGACACGGCCAGACCCUAGGAUCCUGCCUCAGGAUCCUAAGAAGAGAGUCCAAGUCCGGAUGAUCUCUGAUCUCAUAGCUUCUGGAAUUCAACCAUUACAGAACCUGACCGUCCUGCAGCAACUGGGGGAGAAGAAGCUGGAAUGGGCCCAGCGCUGUAUCUCUCAUGGCUUUAAAGCUUUGGAGCAGAUCCUGCAGGAAACAGCUGGGCACUACUGUGUUGGGGAUGAGGUGUCCAUGGCUGACCUAUGCUUGGUCCCUCAGGUGUACAAUGCAGAGAGAUAUAAAGUGGAUCUUGCUCCAUACCCCACAAUAAGAAGGAUCAACAAAGCUCUUUUGGAGUUAGAGGAAUUCAAAACAAGCCAUCCAUCCCGGCAGCCAGAUACUCCACCAGAACUAAAAGCCUAAAAUAUUUUUUGUUUUAUUUUAUAAUGCCAGGGCUGCUGGCCUCCAUUCCUUUGCUGCUCCCUUCUACAUGGAAGUUAGCAAAGACCAAAGCUCUGAUGCUUUUCUGCCAGCUUUUGGAAAGUCAAAGGGGAAGAGGCCAUACUGUACUAGCAUGGUGUGCAAGUAUGC